UGCCAGCCAAUCGCAGGGCCCAUAUAAAACAACCAUUCGCACUCACAUUCACACCUCCGGGCAAUUUCGAGUCCUCAAUUAUCCUACCAUGUUUUUGGGAUGUGGGAGGAAACCAGAGUGCCCGGAGAAAACCCACGCAGGCACGGGGAGAACAUGCAAACUCCACACAGGCGGGGCCGAGGAUUGAACCCCGGUCCUCAGAACUGUGAGGCAGACGCUCUAACCAGUCGUACACCGUGCCGACACCAAAAAAUAUUUUAAAAUGAUUUUUUUUAAAAACGUUUUGAAGAGUUUAUUCUAAAAGGGGACAAUGCAAAAUGAUGAUACAGAAGGAGAAGAGGCCAAAACGUCCAGGGAAAAGCCCGCUCUGUGUAAUACUGUAUGCUGCAACAGGUUCGCAAAUGUGGUGAUGAAGCCUUCAAAACUCAGUUACGGAGUAAACUGGAGCCAAGUAACACACUGCGAGUGUCAUUGUUCCCAUUACCCCAAGAUUAGAGCAGUUUGAAGAGAAACAAUUCCAGGACUCCCACCUAUCACAAAAACUACCAUGUGUGUAAUGGGGAGAUGUAUUUUUAAUUUAAUUGAUCCGUCAAAAAUAUUGCUGUAAGUGAAACUGGUCCACAAAAAAGCUUGGGGACUGCUGAUUAGCGGUAUGUUUCAACGUGAAUGACCGAGUAAACUUCUUUUGAAUACCCUUUGUCGGCAUACAAUAUUGUGAUGAUACCCCCGCCUCCUGCUCGAUGGUAGCUGGGAUAGGCUCCAGCACUACCGCGACCCUUGUGAGGACAAGCGGCUCAGAAAAUGGAUGGAUGGAUGGAUAGAAUAUGUUUUGUUCAGUCUGUCUCUGUGUGGCGAAUGUCCCACCCAGUGGUUGGUAACAUGAAGAACCAAAAAUACUUCAUACCUGAUGCAUGAAAAUAAAAUGAGCUAAAGAAAGUGUACUGUAUAUGUUGGAGCAUUACCAUAUGCAAGGAGGGAUUUAGAAGGGGUGCGCAGUCAGUGCUGCCCCACUUGGACUGGGAAUGGUGCCUUGCUCAAGGGCACCUUAACAGUUAUCAGCAAGCAGACUAACAUCUUUCCAACAAUUCGUUGACAUUUUACAUUUUUGCUUGCAGCAGGACUCAAACCCGUGCCCUCCUCUGGCUCUAAAGCCCAAGUCCUUGUAGAUGAGCUAAAGCCACCCCGUUCUUAUCAGAGAAGAACAAGGUAUUUUUUUCUGUGUGCUGUAAUUUAAUAUAUCAAAGAAUUAGGAUCUAAACAUUGAAUCCUUUUUGAGCCAAUGAUUGUAAGCAUUGGAAUUCAAGUACAUUGGAAAUAAACCUCAGGGCAGCAACUAAGGGUCGGUCAGCUGACAAUCUCCCUCUAAUACAAUCAUAGAUGUGCUGUUGUAGAUUUUCUACUUCCAUGCAGAGAGGAGAGAAUCCAUCAUUGUGCUCUUAUGUUAUGUAAAAAGAUUGCAUCUGCAGAUAAAGGCCCUCGCCUCCCUCUCCUUCCUCGGCUGCAACUGAAUUGAAAUUUCUUUUACAAGCUGUACUUUUAUUCUCACCGUGGAUGAGGAGAUCUCUGUUUUAGAACAACCGCAUUACUGUGCGUGCGUGCGUGCGUGUGUGUUUGCAAAUAGCCUGAUAGAUUUAGGGGCCCAUAAACCUUUUUGGUCAAGUAGUCCUGACCCCAGUGCAGAUUAUUCAGUUUGACCAUUGACCCUGUGCAUACUGUUCUUAUGUGUGUUCUUUUGUUUUCAUGCAUGCAGGUGUCUGUCCGUGACCCUUCAAUCCAAUAUGCUCCGAGCCCACUUUGUGUGUGUGUGCCUGCGAAUGUGUGUGUGUUGACAUGUAGGCCAAUAACGUUGUACACCCUCACCCUCCUCUGUUAGAGCGGUAUAGGGCAGUGGGGGAGGGGAGGUGAAGAGCGAGGGGACUUGGUUAGUUCAUUUCAUCUUGUAAAGUUUUACGUUUCACAAGCAUUUCCUAGUAUCUCAAAGGUCAUGGUUGUUAAAUAAAAAGCAUAGCGCUACUCAAAUAGAAGCUUUAUGUCUGCUUUAUAUGCAUCUUCUUAUUCUUGAACAUGCAUGAUCCUCCCACACGCUUAUACAUAAACAUGUAGCAGUGUUGUAUACUGCAGCUCAGAUGGCUGCAAACCUGCUGCAAGAGGCAGAAGGAAGACCCACCCCCCCAAAAAAAGUCAUCUUGGUUUACAUUCGCUCUUCCUCGUUUGUCUCUCCCUUCUCAUGCACACCUUAUUAGGGGCCAGCUGUGUUGGCCCGCGCGCUACACAUGAGCCUGAUUAUGACUCAGUAUUGCAUUACUGACAUUCCUCCAUUGCUCUCCUUUCUGUACUCACCCUCAGCCCUCCCUCGCUACCUCCUUGUCUUUUCUCCCCCCUCCACCCAUUGCCUCUCCUCAGGCUGGGCAGAUUUGCUGAGCAACCGCCUCCACUCCUCUCCCUGCUCUACCCCUCCCUUGACCCCCCCCUCAGCAAAGCCAGAGCAGCGCUUGAUCCAUAUUGCUUCAAAUCAACUACCUCGUCGCCUCGCUUUCCUUCAAAGCACGAGCGCACGUUACACAUGUUGCUCUGCUGCUAACCUCCCCAGCAUAAUAUUUCACACACAGCUGUUGAGAUGGGAAGAGGAUAUGAGGGAGGGGAGGGGUUGGAAAUUAAAACCUGGCAGGCAGUGUGUGAGGCAUGAUUGUGUACAGUGAUUGGCUUUGUACUUCAGUACAUUAAGCCCUGUAAUGUGUGUGUGUGUGUGUUUGGGAGGUGGGGGUGGGUGGUGUCAAUAAAGUGAGCUGACAGUGUGGAAAAGGCAAAUAGGUGACGUUUUUUUGGAAGUAACCGUGGUGAUAAGAGUGUACGGUACGUGACAGGUAGCAGCUCACCGUUUAAAAAAAUUCCACACUGGGUUAAUCCAGUGCGAGGAGGAGGAAGGGGAGAAGUGGGCGGGGUGAGAAGGGCCGGUGGAUGUAGCGGUUGGCAACGGUGGUUCACACCGCUCGCUGUCACUAUCCCAGCAUCGGUGCUGCCCGCCGCGAGUUAGCCGGGCCGAGCCGUCUCGAGACUCUCUUGCCCUUCCUCUGUCACUUCCUCCCUCCUCUUCCUCCCCGCUUGCCCCCUUCGCUCUUACCUCUCUUGUGUUCUCCUUGCCAGUCAGCCCCUCCCUCCCUCUUCCUGGCUUCUUUUCCUCCCCCCUCCCUUGCUCUCCCUCUCUCUGUGUCACUGGAGAGCGUCUCAGUGUGAAAAUGCCAUCCUGCUCUCCAGACUGUUGCCUCUUUCAGGCUGUGGAGAAAACACGUCACCGUGCGAUGUGCGCAAGCAACUUUACAUGCAUAUCCGGGAUGUGCGUGUGAGGGAGUUUGGUUGAGCCGUGGACAAAAGGGCUGAACCCAGCGUGCAGGCGCCAGUUUCCGGGACUUUGCUGCGUUUUUUAAAGAAAGUCUCCCGUUGGAGAGGAAACUGAGCAGGACUUUAAGGAUGGACUUGACAAAGCAAGGGGCGAUGGAGAUAGUGAAGGUGUGGAGCGAGGAUGGGGCUGGCAAAGUGGUAGAGAUCCCGGCGGACAUGACAGCCAGGGACGUGUGCCAGCUCCUGGUCUACAAGAGCCACUGUGUGGACGACAACGCCUGGACGCUGGUGGAGCACCACCCCAUCCUCGGCCUUGAGAGAUGCCUGGAGGACCACGAACUGGUGGUACAGGUUCAAGCUUCCAUGAGCAGCGACAGCAAAUUCCUCUUCAGAAAGAACUAUGCCAAAUAUGAAUUCUUCAGGAACCCCCUGAACUUUUUUCCAGAGCAGAUGGUGGCUUGGUGUCAGGAGUCUGAUGGCACAAUCCCUCAGUCACAGCUCUUACAGAACUUCCUGAACUCCAGCAGCUGUCCAGAGAUUCAGGGCUAUCUGUACGUGAAGGAACCGGGACGCAAGUCCUGGAAGAAGCUGUACAUGUUCCUGCGACGCUCUGGCCUCUAUUUUUCCACUAAAGGAACAUCUAAGGAGCCCCGACACCUGCAGCUGUUGUCUGAUCUGGAUGACAGCAACAUUUUCACCAUAAUCACCGGCAGAAAACUACAUAACGCCCCCACAGACUACCAGUUCUCCAUCAAGCCCAGUAACGCGAGGGGUGAUUGUAAGGAGCUGAAGAUGUUGUGUGCUGAAGACGAGCAGAGCAGGACAUGCUGGAUGACAGCUUUCAGACUCCUUAAGUACGGCCUUGUCCUGUAUAAGAGCUACACUGUCCCCCAGCAAAGGAAGACGAACCUCUCGCAUUUCUCCACGCCUGUGCGGAGCGUGUCAGAGAACUCCCUGGUGGCGAUGGACUUCUCGGGACGGACCGGCCGCGUCAUCGACAACCCCGUGGAGGCCCAGAGCGCCGCCCUAGAGGAGGGCCAGACAUGGAGGAAACGGAGUCAGCGUAUGAAUGUCCUGGGCAGCCCGUCGCCCCUGCACCCGUCCUCUCUGAGCACAGUUAUCCACAGGACACAGGUUUGGUUUCACGGUCGCAUUAUGAGAGAAGAAGCACACAAAAUGAUCAUACAGCAAGGCCAGGUAGACGGUUUAUUCCUGUUGCGGGACAGUCAAAGUAACCCCAAGGCGUUUGUGCUCACCAUGUGCCACCACCAGAAGAUCAAGCACUUCCAAAUUCUACCGUGUGAAGAAGAUGGUCAAGUGUUCUUCAGCUUGGACGACGGCGCCACCAAGUUCACCGACUUGAUCCACCUGGUGGAGUUCUACCAGCUCAACAGAGGAGUGCUGCCCUGCAAGCUCAAGCACCCGUGCACCGCCGUGGCCUUGUGACACUCCUCCUUAUCCGCACCCUCUUUGAUUUUUUUUGUUUGCACACCUCCUACCCCCCGAGAUCCCACCUAUCCGCCCCACACCCCGGUGAGUCGAGUCUGGGUGAAGAAGCGAACUGAGCUUUUCUCCGCCUUAUUGCUUUUUGGAGGUUUUAAAGGGCGCAGAUCGUGGCGGAUUGUGGACUCCUGCAUCGUUGCCACGAAGUCCGGAACGUUUGUGAUGGUGCACAGUAGGUUGUGAGUGAUGGCUCUUCCCUACCCCUAAACCCCCUCCCCAAACCCACCCCAUUUCCCCCAGGCCUGAUAAGCUGUGGUGCAGGAAGCACCACCCUACUUCUUCUUCAUUGAUCAUCAGGGAUGGAGGGGAAUCCCUCCAGGUCUCGAGCAAACUUUGAAUCCGGGAGGUUUUCUCAACCUGUGCAGUCCAGUCUGGAUAAGCUGACAACAUGACACCGCCCACUCCACAAAACAACCCCCCCACCCACUCCACCCCCACCCAAUCCCACCCGAUGUGUGUGGCUCUACUGCUGUGUCCAGGAUCAGGUCAAGCAUGAGGAGAAGGAUCUAAACAAGCAAAAGCUUAUCAGAAAGGACAAAGGAAUGUUCAUCAGGAAGGCCGUGACGAGCCUCUCUUAGACUUGAUUACUUGAUGUCAUUUUAAUGCUGUUUUAUUACUGUUGAUUCAAUGCAGAACUAGUUUGCACUCACGCGCGGGGGUUCGGGGUGGCACCAGUCAGUCAUCAUCAUAAUCAUCAUCCUCUUCCAAUUGGGGGAAACAUUCAUGUCAAUCUCCAUCCACGCUGAUGGGAUUUAAAAAAAAAAAAAAAAAAGGGGGGGUGCAAA
Messenger RNA from Phycodurus eques (leafy seadragon), 5627 nucleotides. RefSeq names its product growth factor receptor-bound protein 10-like. Gene Ontology annotation, molecular function: insulin receptor binding. Gene Ontology annotation, biological process: negative regulation of insulin receptor signaling pathway; negative regulation of Wnt signaling pathway; insulin receptor signaling pathway. Lineage: Eukaryota; Metazoa; Chordata; Actinopteri; Syngnathiformes; Syngnathidae. Bases 3469 to 4785 code for a protein of 438 amino acids. The record is from RefSeq and is a predicted model, not a curated record. The transcript is spliced from 14 exons.